Molecule: messenger RNA, 433 nt
Organism: Fusarium redolens
Lineage: Eukaryota; Fungi; Ascomycota; Sordariomycetes; Hypocreales; Nectriaceae
Exons: 1
Coding region: 23-178 (51 amino acids)
Source: RefSeq, a predicted model, not a curated record
CAAGUUCUGAAACUGCUAGAGCAUGUGGUUGCAGUCAGAAGGACAACGUUGGCAGAGAAUCACCCAGACCGGCUGGUAUCACAGCACGUGCUCGCAGCAGCAUAUCAAGCCGAUGAGCAGACGAAGAAGGCAGUCUAGAUACUGGAGCAUGUGGUUGCGGUUGAGGCAGAGAUAUUAGCAAAAGAUAAUCCUAGUCGGCAGCUGUCGAAAGACUUGCCGUAGUGCUGCUAUGAGAAGUCAGAAGGGGCCAGUGCAGUAAUGGAGUCUGAGACAUCGGUCCUUGGAGGAAAUGUAAUCAAUCUGACCAUACGUUGGGUUUCCACCCCAUGUAAUGCUGUUGUAACAAAAAAGUGGGAAGCGCAGGAAUACAUUGUCCACUAAGAGUGAAAUAAAGCAGCUUUCGGCCUGUGGAGUAACACUGCCGUGGGUCGCC